Sodiomyces alkalinus F11 is the source of this 1611-nucleotide messenger RNA. RefSeq lists its product as hypothetical. The record is from RefSeq and is a predicted model, not a curated record. The coding region runs from base 1 to 1611 and encodes 536 amino acids. NCBI's taxonomy places the organism in Eukaryota, Fungi, Ascomycota, Sordariomycetes, Glomerellales, Plectosphaerellaceae. The transcript has 10 exons.
AUGUCUCCUACGUGGUCUGACAGCGAGGCCACCACCCACACGCCCGGUGGCCAGAAUCGGGACUUCGACGACGCAGAGAAGGGUCUCUACCACAACGCCCAGAGCCUACCGGUGCUCCCAUCGCCCGCCUAUCAUGGAGACGAAAAGACGCCAACCCACAUGCACCUCGAGAACCGUCCCGGCUACGUCUCGCCCGUCCACGAAGGCAUCACUCCGUCCUCCAGCGUGCCGAUACUGUCUACGCUGUCGCCGUCACAGUCCUCGGGAUGCCUCACACCGAUCAAACCCACGGAGCCGAGCCCCCCGCCCGCGAAGAAACCGACAUCACGGCCGAGGCCCAAGAUCAGCCGCUGGGUACGCGUCCGGUUCUGGUACAACACCUACCGGCAGUUCUUUACCUUCAUCGUCUUGCUCAACCUCGUCGGUAUCAUCAUGGCGGCUGUCGGUCGAUUCCCCUAUGCCGUAAACCACCUCGGCGCUUUGGUCCUUGGUAACCUUCUUUGCGCCAUUCUUAUGAGAAACGAACUGUUCUUGCGGUUUCUGUACAUGGUCGCCAUCUAUGGUCUGCGAAGCUGGGCUCCACUACGCAUCAAAUUGGCAGCGACUUCGAUCCUGCAACAUAUCGGAGGCAUCCACUCCGGAUGCGCGGUUUCCGGCACAGCGUGGCUGAUUUACAAGGUUGUCGAUGUUGCACUGGAUAGUUCGGUUCAGCAUGAAGCUGUCAUUGCUACCGGUGUAAUUACCGCGGCCUUUGUAAUUGUUUCUGCUCUGAGCGCCUUCCCAUGGGUUCGGAACAACCAUCACAAUACGUUUGAGAGACACCACCGCUUCAUCGGAUGGCUGGGCCUGGCGGCAACUUGGACUUUCGUCAUCUUGGGCAACACCUACGAUAUCCGGACGGGCGAGUGGCGAAGCGACACUUGGGCCAUGCUCAACGCUCAGGAGAUGUGGUUUGCCGUUGUCAUCAUCCCCUGGUUUACCCUCCGGGAGGUUCCUGUUGAAGUUGAAAUUCCGUCACCCAAAGUCGCCAUUCUCAAAUUCCAGCGUGGCAUGCAGCAAGGCCUCCUGGGCCGUAUUUCUCGUACCUCGGUAAUGGAGUACCAUGCUUUCGGGAUUAUCAGCGAGGGGCGAAAGGCUCCAUGUCAUUACAUGAUCUGCGGUGUUCAGGGUGAUUUCACCAGGGGUCUUGUUGACGACCCUCCCAAGACUGUCUGGACCAGAGAACUGAAGUUCGCUGGCGUCGGUCACGCUUCCGCCAUCUUCAAGAGAGGCAUCCGUGUCUGUACUGGUACUGGUAUCGGUGCUGCACUCUCUACCUGCAUUCAGAGCCCGAACUGGUUCCUCAUCUGGAUAGGCUCCGACCAGGAGAGGACCUUCGGACCUACCAUUGCGGGUCUCAUUCACAAGCACAUCGAGCCGGAGAGAAUGAUCCUCUGGGACACGAAGAAGCGCGGCGGUCGACCCGAUAGCGUGCAGCUCCUCAAAGAGACGUGGGACAGCUGGCGGGCGGAGGUUAUUUUCAUCACCUCCAACAAACAGGGUAACGAUGAGAUGAUGUACGGCUGUCUUCAGGAGGGAAUGCACGCGUUUGGCACUCUGUGGGAUUUCUGA